Molecule: messenger RNA, 2812 nt
Organism: Anguilla rostrata (American eel)
Lineage: Eukaryota; Metazoa; Chordata; Actinopteri; Anguilliformes; Anguillidae
Product: activin receptor type-1-like
Exons: 10
Coding region: 197-1729 (510 amino acids)
Biological process (GO): cellular response to growth factor stimulus; protein phosphorylation; transforming growth factor beta receptor signaling pathway
Cellular component (GO): plasma membrane; BMP receptor complex
Molecular function (GO): transmembrane receptor protein serine/threonine kinase activity; ATP binding
Source: RefSeq, a predicted model, not a curated record
GACCAACAAUGUUGGCUGAAAUUGAAAGUUUGCUUUUGAUGAGAUCAAACAAAAACUCUCCGGGUUCGAGACCUAUGAUGGCUAGCUAGCUAAACACCAGCUUUUGGGAAGUUACUGGCGAACUAUCGUUACUAGUUAACGUUAUCCAUCCGUCUUGAAACCACAUCAUUCUGCUAACUUAACGUUACGAUUUACAAUGCUAGCUGGCAUCAUGAUUCUCCUGGUCUUAAUAAUGCUGGUCCUGCCCUCCUUCAGUGUGGAAGACGAGGAGGUGAGGCCCGCGUCCAAGGACCACGAGUGCGUGUGCGAGGGCCGCACGUGCGUGAGCGGCGACCGCUGCCUGGGCCAUCAGUGCUUCUCCUCGCUGACGCUCAGCGACGGGGCCCCGGUCUACCAGAAGGGCUGCUUCAGGGUGUACGAGCAGGGCCGCAUGACCUGCCGGACCCCCCCGUCACCCGACCAGAUCGUGGAGUGCUGCCAGGGCCACCUGUGCAACCUCAACGUCACCGUGGAGCUGCCCGUCCAAGAGCGGUCAGCAGGCGCGGGUCCCGGCUACAGCGUGACCACCCUGGCCGUGGUGAUCGUGGCCCCCGUCGUCGUCCUGGUGCUCCUCUCGGGCGUGGCCGCCCUGGUGUUCCAGCGCAUCCACCGGAACCAGAUGGAGAGGCUGACGGCGCGGGACGCCGAGUACGGCACCAUCGACGGCCUCAUCGCCUCCAACGUCGGCGACAGCACGCUGGCGGAUUUGCUGGAUCACUCUUGCACUUCAGGAAGUGGCUCUGGGCUCCCAUUUCUUGUACAGAGGACUGUCGCUAGGCAGAUCACACUCAACGAGUGUGUGGGAAAAGGACGCUACGGGGAGGUGUGGAGGGGACAGUGGCAGGGCGAGAACGUGGCGGUGAAGAUCUUCUCCUCCCGGGAUGAGAAGUCCUGGUUCCGAGAGACCGAAAUCUACAACACGGUGCUGCUUAGGCAUGAAAAUAUACUGGGCUUCAUCGCGUCGGACAUGACGUCGCGGAACUCCAGCACGCAGCUGUGGCUGAUCACGCACUUCCACGAGAUGGGCUCCCUGUAUGACUACCUGCAGCAGAGCACCGUGGACGCGGCCGGCUGCCUGCGGAUGGCGCUGUCCAUCGCCAGCGGCCUGGCCCACCUCCACGUGGAGAUCUUCGGCACGCAGGGGAAGCCCGCCAUCGCCCACAGAGACCUCAAGAGCAAGAACAUCCUGGUCAACAAGAACGUCCAGUGCUGCAUCGCCGACUUGGGGCUGGCUGUGAUGCAUUUUCAAGACACCAACGAGUUGGACGUGGGGAACAACCCAAAAGUGGGCACCAAGCGCUACAUGGCUCCCGAGGUUCUGGACGACUCUAUCCAGAUGGACUGCUUUGAGUCCUACAAGAGGGUGGACAUCUGGGCCUUCGGGCUGGUGCUGUGGGAGAUCGCCAGGAGGACCGUUAGCAAUGGAAUUGUGGAGGACUACAAGCCCCCCUUCCAUGACAUGGUGCCCAGUGACCCCAGCUUUGAGGACAUGAGGAAGGUGGUGUGUGUUGACCAGCAGAGGCCCAAUAUCCCUAACAGAUGGUUCUCAGACCCUACUCUAACAUCGAUUGCCAAACUUAUGAAAGAGUGUUGGUACCAGAAUCCAUCCGCCAGACUGACUGCAUUACGCAUCAGAAAGACGCUGACAAAAAUCGACAACUCUCUUGACAAAAUUAAAGCGGACUGUUGAACUGUUCCAAAGGGAAACUUAAAGGCCUUUAAGAAGUCCAGGACGGUUUUCCUGGCAAAGACAGAAGGAACUUGUCAGGCAUAGUGCUCUUAUAGUUGCACAAAGUAUUUAUUUUAAACAGCCCUUGGGAUGUCCAAAGAUUGCUCAGUGCUUAUUUUAAACUGUUCAUCAUCAGAUCUUAGGUAAUUAUCUAUGAAUUCAUAGGAAUUUUGGGAAAUUGAUGUUAUUAGUUUAGUCAAGCAGUUGUUUUUGACUGUUGUCAUUGUGUCAUUGACAAAAAUAUAUUUCCUUUUGUAAUAUCGUGCCUUUUUUUGCUGCACUAAGCAUUUCUUGCAUAGGAUGUGCUAUGGGGGGCUCUCCAUAAACCAGUUUUUUUAAAUUAGUAUUCUUUAAAAAAAAAAAAAAAUCAAAACCAUGUUUUGUUCACACUAACACCAUGUCUUAUAUUUAUUGAGAAAAGGAGUAUUCCACUCGGCAGAUCACUUGCACUGGUGUUUAUCAUCCUUUUGGGGGAAUGAAAUUUUUUCUUAAAAACUGUAACCUGUUUAACAUGCUGAUGAGUUGUUAACUACUGCUGAAGAUAAUGGUACCCUUUCUUGAGACAGUUUGUAUGACACUACCCGUGCUGUUUAACUCCAGGUCGUACAGGCUGCAGUGUCUGCAGACAUUUGCUUCAAUCAUGCACUACACCACCUGAUUUCACUCAUUUAACCUCCUUGGUUCAGGAAGUAAACUCAUGAGGAAAAUCAGUUGAUGUAAUGUAUGGUUGGAGAAAAUGCCUGCAAACUCUGCUGCCCAUAUGACCUGGAGUUGAGUAGCCCUGCUCUACACUAUUGCUUUAUCAAUCUGUGUUACUGUUUUGUUUGUUACACAAGCUUUAUUGAGUACAGAUGCUAAAAAAGUGAAUAAACAUUUACUAGAAGAGACAGAUUCACAAUUUUCUACAGGAGUGGAAGUCAUGCCUGUAAAGUUGUAAUGUCUUCACACUAAAUACGUGUAUUGUAAAGUCAAACCAUUUUGGUUUAAUCAAUAUUUUAUAUUAAGUAGUUAUUUCUAUUGAUUAAAUAGAAAAAUGCAAAGCUA